This is a messenger RNA of Drosophila ananassae, 2027 nucleotides long. RefSeq names its product glucose dehydrogenase [FAD, quinone]. The record is from RefSeq and is a predicted model, not a curated record. The transcript has a single exon. Lineage: Eukaryota; Metazoa; Arthropoda; Insecta; Diptera; Drosophilidae. Gene Ontology annotation, molecular function: flavin adenine dinucleotide binding; oxidoreductase activity, acting on CH-OH group of donors. Bases 58 to 1920 code for a protein of 620 amino acids.
CCGCUAGUUAGUCGAUCGCGGCAGUCGGCGGCUAGAAGUUCGCUCCAUGACGCUCCAAUGACUCCCGCGCACUGGCGAACCCUUCUCCUCCUCCCGACGCUCUUCGCCGUCGGAUCCCUUGGCCAGAGCUACCACCCCAACGCCCUGAUGGACAUCAUGGAGCUGCUGGAGCGCGGCCAGCACCAGGCCGACCUGGAGAGCCUCGAUGACCUGGUGGAGCUCCGUUCCAAGUACGACUUCAUAGUGGUGGGUGCGGGCACGGCAGGAUGCGCCAUGGCGGCCAGGCUCUCGGAGAAUCCCAGGUGGAGUGUGCUGCUCCUGGAGGCCGGCGGGCCGGAGAACUAUGUGAUGGACAUGCCCAUCGCCGCCCACCUGCUGCAGCUGGGCGAGAUGAACUGGAAGUACCGGACGGAGCCCUCCACCAGCUACUGCCUGGCGAUGAACGAGCGGCGCUGCAACUGGCCCAGGGGCAAGGUGGUCGGCGGCAGCUCCGUCCUCAACUACAUGAUGUACACGCGGGGCAACCGGAGGGACUACGACAGGUGGGCGGCGCUGGGCAAUCCCGGCUGGAGCUACCGGGAGCUGCUGCCCUAUUUCCGGAAGUACGAGGGCAGCACCAUCCCCAAUGCCGACGCGGGCCUGGUGGGCAGGGAGGGGCCCGUGAGGGUGUCCUACGCGGAGACCCGCACCAAGAUAGCCGACGCCUUCGUGGAGGCCUCCCGGGAGGGGGGGCUGCCCAGGGGCGACUACAACGGCGCCUCCCAGAUCAGGGUCUCCUACCUCCAGGCCAACAUCUACAACGAGACCAGGUGGAGCUCCAACCGGGCCUACCUCUACCCCCUGAAGGGCAAGCGCCGCAACCUCCACGUGAAGAAGAACACUCUGGUGACGAAGAUCCUGAUAGAUCCACAGACCAAGACCGCCUACGGUGUCAUGGCCACUGUGGGCAACAGGUCCCGGAAGAUCCUGGCCACCAGAGAGGUGAUACUCUCCGCGGGAGCCAUCAACACGCCCCAGCUGCUGAUGCUGUCGGGGGUGGGUCCGGCCAAGCACCUCCGGGAGAUGGGCAUCAAGCCCCUGGCCGACCUGGCCGUGGGCUACAACCUCCAGGACCACAUCGCCCCCGCCAUCAAUGUCCUGUGCAACGUCAGCUCCCUUCAGAUCAGCAAGAUGUUCACCACCGACGCCCUGGGCCAGUACCUGGGCGGACGGGGCUUCCUCCGGAUACCUGGCGGGGUGGAGGCCAUCUCCUUCUAUGCCCUGGACGAUGACCAGAACCCGGACGGCUGGGCGGACAUGGAGCUCUUCCUGGCCGGCGGUGGGCUGCAGACCAACCUGGCUCUCAGGAUCGCUCUGGGGAUCACCGAGGACAUCUACGAGGACAUGUUCGGCGACCUGGAGCGCAGCAGUGCCAACGGCUUCAUGAUCUUCCCCAUGAUCCUGCGCGCCAAGAGCCGCGGGAGGAUCAAGCUGCGGAGCCGGAGUCCCACCGACCAUCCCCGGAUCUACGCCAACUACUUCGCCCAUCCCUACGACCUGAACAUCACGGUGCGGGGCAUCGAGAAGGCCGUCAGCCUGCUGGACCAGCCGGCCUUCCGGGAGAUUGGGGCGCGGCUGCUGGACAGGACGCUGCCGGGAUGCCGGCAGUACCAGUACCGGAGCAGUGCCUACUGGGCCUGCUACGCCCGCCACUUCACCUACACCAUCUACCACUACUCCGGCACCGCCAAGAUGGGUCCUCGCUCCGACCCGGCGGCGGUGGUGGACGCCCGGCUGAGGGUCCACGGCAUCGGGAGUCUCCGGGUGGUGGACGCCAGUAUUAUGCCCCACCUGGUGUCGGGACAUCCCAAUGGGCCGGUCUACCUGAUAGCCGAGAAGGCGGCGGACAUGAUCAAGGAGGAUCAUGGGGCUGACCAGUGAGCUUUGUGGUAUUUAUUGUUGGUAUUAAUGGUAUUUAUUAGGGAAUAAUCGAUAAUUAUCGAUUAAAGUUCAAGUUGUUAUUAAAUAUAGUUUACUUUUUCCAUUGA